GAUACUGGAGUGGAUGCAGGACGUGGGACGCUGAUGCUGAUGCUGGGGGACCCGCACAGUGAUGGAGCGGCGACGACGCUGAAGGAUGCAGUAAACACCCUUGUCAAUCCGUGAAGGGGCUUUUCUUACAGACUCUCAGUGUUACAGAACCUUGGGAGAUGUAUGGUAGCGCGCGCGCCGUCAGCCACAUCGAGGGCAGUCCUGCUCGUUCCCCGCGGCUGCCCCGCUCUCCUCGGUUAGGCCACCGUCGAGCCAACAGUGGCAGUUCGAGCGGCAAGACCUUAUCCAUGGAGAACAUCCAGUCCCUCAAUGCUGCCUACGCAACAUCUGGCCCAAUGUACCUAAGUGACCAUGAAGCCAUCGGAUCCACUGCUACUUACCCUAAAGGCACCAUGACGCUCGGUCGGGCCACGAGUCGAGCAAUGUACGGUGGUCGGGUCACAGCCAUGGGCAGCACCCCUAAUAUCGCAACGGCGGGACUCCAUCACGCCGACCUGCUGUCUUAUGGCGACCUGGGCUCGCUGUCUAUGCUCCACCACCAGGGGACACCGUCGGCCCUGCUGCGACAGGCGGUCAGGGGUGGUGGAGGUGAACUUUUGGAGCUCCAGGCACAGCUCCUGGACAUGCACAGGGAAAACGAGCUACUUCGGAGGGAGCUGGACCUUAAGGACAGCAAGCUGGGCUCUUCCACCAACAGCAUCAAGAGCUUCUGGAGCCCCGAGCUGAAGAAAGAACGCGUGAUGAGGAAAGAGGAGGCAGCGCGCACUUCAAUCCUUAAAGAACAGAUGCGGGUGACCCACGAGGAGAAUCAGCACCUGUUGGACGCCAGGAGGACAAAGCACCUCCAGUUGACCAUCCAGGCCCUGCAGGACGAGUUGAGGACUCAACGCGACCUCAACCAUCUUCUCCAGCAGGAGAGUGGGUCGCGGGCCAGUGGCGGAGAACACUUCACCACCAUCGAGCUGACCGAAGAGAACUUCCGUCGACUCCAAGCCGAACACGACCGUCAGGCCAAAGAGCUCUUCCUCUUGAGGAAGACGCUGGAAGAGAUGGAGCUGAGGAUUGAGACGCAGAAACAGACGCUGGGAGCCAGAGACGAGUCCAUAAAGAAGCUGUUGGAGAUGCUGCAGAGUAAAGGGCUUCCCCCAGCCUCAGGAAGAGCAUCAAAUGAGGAAGAGCAAGAGCGAGCCAGGCGUAUCGCAGAGGCCGAAGCUCAGCUGGGCCACCUAGAGGUGAUAUUAGACCAGAAGGAGAAGGAAAAUCACCAUCUGAGAGAGGAGCUUCAUCGGAGAAACCAGCUUCACCCAGACCCUGGAAAAACUAAAGCUCUUCAGACUAUCAUAGAGAUGAAGGACACCAAAAUCGCAUCCCUGGAACGCAACAUUCGGGACCUGGAGGAUGAGAUACAGAUGUUAAAGGCGAAUGGAUUGCUGAACACGGAGGAUCGAGAGGAGGAGAUCAAACAGAUGGAGGUCUACAAAAACCACUCCAAGUUCAUGAAGGCCAAGAUUGACCAGCUCAAGCAGGAGCUCUCAAAAAAAGAGUCUGAGCUUUUAGCUCUGCAAACAAAACUGGAAACUCUGAAUAAUCAGAAUUCAGACUGCAAACAGCAUAUUGAAGUGCUCAAAGAGUCUCUCACUGCCAAAGAGCAACGUGCUGCCAUCCUACAGACAGAGGUGGACGCUCUUAGAUUGCGUCUGGAAGAGAAGGAAUCUUUCCUUAAUAAGAAGACGAAGCAACUGCAAGACUUGACAGAGGAGAAGGGAACACUGGCCGGGGAGAUCAGAGACAUGAAAGACAUGCUGGAAGUCAAAGAACGCAAGAUAAACGUCCUGCAGAAGAAGAUUGAGAACCUUCAGGAGCAGCUGAGGGAUAAAAAUAAACAGCUCGGGAAUCUAAAGGACAGGGUGAAGUCUCUCCAGACGGACUCCAGCAACACUGAUACUGCCCUCGUCACGCUAGAGGAAGCCCUGUCUGAGAAGGAGCGAAUUAUCGAGCGCCUGAAAGAGCAAAGGGAGAGGGAAGACCGAGAGAGAAUGGAGGAGGUGGACUCAUAUAAAAAAGAGAAUAAAGACCUGAAAGAGAGGGUGAACUCUUUACAAGUGGAGCUAACAGAGAAAGAGUCGAGUCUCAUAGAUUUAAAAGAACACGCCUCCUCGCUGGCCUCGUCAGGCCUUAAGAAAGACUCCAAACUCAAGUCCCUUGAGAUCGCAAUCGAGCAGAAGAAAGAGGAAUGCAGUAAACUGGAGACACAGUUACAAAAGCAAGCAGAGCAGCUGUUCAGUCAAAUGAACAAUCCCAAGGCUCAUGAAGUGGAGGUGCAGCAAAGCUCACGAGGGAACCCUGAGUAUGUGGACCGGGUCAAACUUCUGGAAAAGGAGGUGUCUUUCUACAAAGAUGAGUCCAGCAAAUCCCAGGUCGAGGUCGAGAGGUUACUGGAGAUUCUGAGUGAGGUGGAGACGGAGAAAAAUGACAAGGAUAAGAAGAUCGCAGAACUGGAAAGUCCCCCUCACACCGCUGCCCGCCCCACGCCCCGCCCUGGUGGCAGAGCCCCCUCUGACCCUCCCCCCUCUGUGUCCGCUGCCCCCCAGCAGAUUGGGGGCAUGGUGUGGGACUUCCUGGGAAAUCUUGCGCCCAGGCAAACCAAGGAUCAAAAUAAAAAGGGCCCAGUCAUCAAGCUUGGUCCUCAGAUGGACAAGAAAGGACCUGGGAAUAUCUUGCAAGAUCAACGCAAGGAUAAUCCAAUGGACAAUCCAAAGAUGGAGGAGCUGAUGAAUGUUUUGGAAAAGACAAGGCAGGAGUUGGAUGCCACUAAGCAGCGUCUGUCCUCCACCCAACAGUCUCUGGCUGAGAGAGACGGCCAUCUGACCAACCUCCGACAGGAGCGCAGAAAACAGCUCGAGGAAAUCUUGGAGAUGAAACAACAGGCUCUGCUCGCUGCUAUCAGUGAGAAGGAUGCUAACAUCGCUUUGCUAGAGCUGUCCUCCUCCAAUAAGAAGAAGACACAAGAGGAGGUGCUGGCCCUGAAACGAGAGAAAGACAGACUGAUGCAUCAGCUCAAACAACAGACACAGAGCAGGAUGAAAUUGAUCGCCGACAACUACGAGGACGACCAUUUUCACCCUCACGCUCCACCUCCCCACAUGCAACCCCCACCCCAUCAUCCUCAACCCCAACCCCAGCCGCCGUACCCACAGCCCCAACACCCCCACCAGCUUCCUUACCCACACUCGCCCCAUCCCCAACACCCACAGCCUCCCCCCCACCACCCUCAACACCCGCAGCACCCACAACAGCCGCCCCAGCCUCAAUACCCCCACCCGCAACACCCCCAGCACCCUCAACAGCCAGGCCCACACCAGCACCCACCUAGACCCCAACCAUCCCACCCUCAACACCCUCAUCCCGGGAUCCCUCCGCAGCAGCACCCCCAUGGACCUUCGCCUCAGCAGGGCCCCCACCCUCAGCCCAUGCCACACCCACAGCAGCACCCGCAGCAGCACCCGCAGCAGCACCCGCAGCAGCACCCCCAUCACCCCCCGCACCCCGGCCUGCAGGGCCCACACCCUCGACAUCCACCACCACACCAUCGGGGUCCAGGCCGUGGACCACCUCAUCCCGGACACCGAUCUGCCCCAGACCAGGAUGAUGAAGAAGGAAUUUGGGCAUAACUAUUUCCAAACCAAAGCAAUGAUGUUGUUUAAUGGGACAAUUCAGUCACUAAAGGAGGAGCACAGCCAUGCCAUACAGAUGAAAUUCUACAUUGUUCACUUGGCCAGUCUUUACCUACAGUCAGAUUCAUUAUUUUGGAUGGGGCCCCGCUUAUUUCAAUGCAUUAAGGAAAGAGGCGGAGCAUUAGUGUGAAUGGGAGGGCCAAAGCUGGAGAUGACACCUGAGCAGUUUUUUCAGAUGACAAAAAAUAUAUAUAUAUAUAUGGAGCGGAGGUCUGGACUGAACAGAAAAACAGUCACUUUCUGUUGCAGUUCUUUUUCUAAAGACAUUUGCCUUGAAGACUCUCCAAGCUCAGUCAACACUAGAUGAGACACUGCAGCUGCUCCUUGUUGCCUGGUUUCGACGUGUGACCAGUGCAUGCAUCCAGCUGGCCCCGCCCCUUCUCAACAUUGCCCCGCCCACUCUCAUCUAGCUCCACCUCUUCAAUGAGGCAACAAGUCAGCCUGCACCCAUUCAAGACUUGAUUAUGUCAGACUGGGUCAUUUCUGUUUGUGUUUUUUUAUGUAAUCAAUGUAAAAUAAUGCCAUCUUAAUAAUUUAAUUUUUAACCAUUUCUUACGAUCACAUCUGCAUAUGCAGUUUAAAUCUUAAAGGGCAACUGUUGCCUGCCUUCGAUUCUUUAGGUUUUAUUAUAUGUGCUAUACAUACAUGUACUUCGGUUUGAGUAUGAAAUGCAUGUCUGUGCCUCAUUUAGUCUCCAUCGUUGGUUUUUUAGUGUAUAUUGGACCUUAUAGAGGUAGUAUCUGUAACGUCUUUAGCGUUACCUCAGUUGAUCCUCAGAGGUAGUCUACUCUAUGCAGAGUUCAUUGGUCUCACAGAUUAUAACACACAUAACAUACACCAUGCUAACCAGAAUUUGCCCUUUCUUUUUGCUCGUGCUCCUCUCCAAACCCCAAGCCUGGUCUGCAUGUAAGCUCUCAUGCACCUAUGCACCUCCACCCCUUACAACAGGGAACAUUUCUAAUGGUGCUUCAACUGGUGCUCAGGCCCAAAAGAGAUGGAGACAGCCAUGGCUACGGUCAUUUUGGACAUCAGCUGAUCUGUAACACUCCCUGCAUCCAUGGCGGCAAGUUUUUCGGAAGACAAUUGAGAUGUUCUCCCAAGCUACUGCUGCAGGUCGUAGCAUUGAUGAAUUUGUCAAGACAUCUGUUGAUAAGGCCAGUCAAACCUGCGCGUCCCAUAAAGGGAAUAUCCUUCUCCUUUAACGAACCGCCCCACCAUGUACCGGCGGAGCUACCGCCAAAUUCUCGUAACGUCUCAACAUGGUGGCGAGUGCCUAUUUAUAAAUAGAUAGUAGAUAUAUAGAUAGAGAAAUACUAGCUAAAUAAAACGUGUCUACUGUGGUCAGACUAUUGUGAAAUCAAAGGAAACAUUUUUUUCGGUGUGUUUGAGUCGUGUGUUAUCAUUGUCUGUUUGGCCCUCACAGUGCUCUCAUUACAAGAUCUUGGCACUGGGGUCUAUGCAAAAAAAGAACGAAAAAUGUCUUUUGCAGGAUCUUCAGCUAGAAAAAGUGUUGUAUAGAAUAUUUUGCACUUCACAAAAAGAUCAAACAGCAAUGAGAUCUGAAGUAAACUUUUGCAGCGCAGCGGACUGAAACUUACUUGAGGGUUAAAGGGAUAGUUCACCUUCAGUUGC
This is a messenger RNA of Sinocyclocheilus grahami, 5366 nucleotides long. Its product is annotated as ERC protein 2-like. Lineage: Eukaryota; Metazoa; Chordata; Actinopteri; Cypriniformes; Cyprinidae. The record is from RefSeq and is a predicted model, not a curated record. The coding region runs from base 159 to 3671 and encodes 1170 amino acids. Gene Ontology annotation, molecular function: structural constituent of presynaptic active zone. Gene Ontology annotation, biological process: regulation of synaptic plasticity; maintenance of presynaptic active zone structure; neuromuscular synaptic transmission. Gene Ontology annotation, cellular component: cytoskeleton of presynaptic active zone. The transcript is spliced from 22 exons.